AUGCAGGUUGAGUACGCGGCGCUGAUGCAGAACCGGACAUGGAGCCUCGUUCCCCGACCGCGUGGCGCCAACAUUGUCACUGGGAAGUGGCUCUUCCGUCACAAGUUCAAAGCUGAUGGGAGCCUGGAACGCUACAAGGCGAAAUGGGUGGUCCGUGGAUUCUCCCAACGCCCCGGUGUGGACUUCGACGAGACCUUCUCGCCGGUGGUCAAGGCGGCCACCAUUCGCGUCGUCCUCUCCGUCGCUGCCGCGCACAACUGGCCGGUGCACCAGAUGGACCAACCCGUCGGGUUCGUCGACGCCAGCCACCCCGACCACGUCUGCCUCCUCGACAAGUCGCUCUACGGCCUCAAGCAGGCACCGCGGGCCUGGUUCGCGCGGUUCGCCGCCUUCGUCCGCACCAUCGGCUUCCGCGACUGCCGCUCCGACCCGUCGCUGUUCGUCCUCCAAAGUGGCGAUGGCGCGGCGUACCUACUACUGUACGUCGACGACAUCGUCCUCGCGGCUUCUUCGUCGACGCUCCUUCAUCGCCUCCAACAGCAGCUGUCCGCGGAGUUCUCCAUGAAAGACCUCGGGCCAUUACACUACUUCAUGGGCAUCGCCGUGACCAGGGACGCCCGAGGCUUCUUCCUUUCACAGCGUGGCUACGCUGAGGAACUUCUGGAGCGCGCCAACAUGGUCGAGUGCAAGCCUGUCUCGACCCCCGUCGACACGCACUCCAAACUCUCGGCCACGGACGGCUCGCCGGUGACCGAUGCGUCGGAGUAUCACAGCCUUGUGGGUGCACUACAAUAUCUCAUGAUGACGCGGCCGGACAUCGCCUACGUCGUUCAGCAGUGCUGCCUCGUCAUGCAUGACCCACGCGCCGCCCACCUUGCUCUGGUGAAGCGUGUGCUCCGUUACCUCCGCGGCACCACCGACCACGGGCUGCACCUGCAUCGCUCGCCGUCGCUCGACCUGGUUGCGUACUCGGAUGCCGACUGGGCCGGCUGCCACGAUACGCGGCGCUCUACUUCCGGCUACGCCGUGUUCCUCGGUGACUCCCUGGUCUCCUGGUCGAGCAAACGACAGGCCACGGUCUCACGCUCCAGUGCGGAAGCCGAGUACCGCGCCAUCGCCAACGCGGUCGCGGAGUGCUGCUGGCUCCGGCAACUUCUCGGCGAGCUCCGCAUCCCGCUACCCAAGGUGGCGCUGGGCGAGUUCUGUGUCCUCCACGUCCCAACCAAGCAGCAGUUCGCCGACGUCCUGACGAAAGGGCUCCCCACGCCGGCGUUCCAAGACAGGUCCAGCUUGUGCAUCCGACCACCGGAUGCUGCAGCUGCGGCGGGGUGUUGA
Aegilops tauschii subsp. strangulata is the source of this 1335-nucleotide messenger RNA. NCBI's taxonomy places the organism in Eukaryota, Viridiplantae, Streptophyta, Magnoliopsida, Poales, Poaceae. The record is from RefSeq and is a predicted model, not a curated record.